GGGAGUAGCAGAAGACACAGUAGGGUUAACGACCCUAGCGGCCACAGGAUAACAAUAACAACAAUAGAUCAAAUGCUAAAAUAUUACAUAUAUUUAUCAUUAGAAAACAUUUUAUGCUUAAAAAUAUAAAUUAUUCCUAGAACCGAGUACUGAACUAUAAACGCGUUAUCAUAUGAGUGAAGUAAUUAAAUCAAUGAAUGAAAUAUGAUUUGUCUGAUACUCAUGUUUAGAAAUAUUGUUCAUGUAUUAGCUUACAACAAAAGUUUAAGGGGCUUUUGUUACCUUCAGGAAACAAAGACCCACUCCCACGUUUUAUUAAAAUUUCGUUUAAUAUUGUACUGUUUGAAAAUGUAAAGAAAUACAGUCCGAUAGACAAUAAUAAGAAGAGGAGGAAGGAUAGAGGUAAGCAACAAUAAUGGAGUCCAACAAAACCUGCCUUUUUUAUGUCAAGCGCAAAAAGAGGUACUGUAAGAUGUUAGUGAGAGCUGGACAGCAAUACUGUGGGCAGCACUUGGUUGAAGAACAUGUUAAUGAGGAAACUAUCCAUCUCAAGAGAAUUCCUUGUCCACUAGAUCCAAAACACUCCUGUUAUGAACAUCGGCUAAAGCAUCACUUAGCAAUUUGUAAUGCCCGGGAGGUGACUGGCUUGCCAUACGUGAAUCACAACAUUAACCUCAGAAUUGGUGACACCAAAGAACCUCCCAAAAUCUCUCUAUCUUCACUGUCAGACCAAGAGUUGUUAUCCUUCAUAGCGAAGGUUGAGGCAGCUCACAUGGAACACAUUGACAACAUUGAAGAAUCCAUCUUGAGUCAUCAUACCCUGGAGAAAGAAAUAGAAGCUCCAGGCUGUGGUCCCAGUAUAAUGCGACACUUGAGUCAAAAUUCCUCAAUUCUUGGUCAUUUAGAGCUGGCUGGACUACUCAACACAUCCUUCACACCUACUUGUUAUGUUGAGUUUGGUGCUGGACGAGGUCAGCUGACACGCUGGUUAACAGAGGCUGUAUCAGAUACCAGCAAAGCUCUAUUUGUGCUAGUGGACAGAGGAGCCCAGAGAUACAAGUUUGAUGCUAAACUGAAGUACAAGUAAGUAUUGUACUUGAAAUAUUUUUCUUGAAUUUGAUACCUACUUACUUUAUGCAUGAAGCAAGUAUUGUAUGCAUGAUGUACAGAGAUUUAAAGAAACCAAUUUCAUUUGUGUGAUAGCCAAAGUAAAAUGCCAAAUACUUUAGUUUUUUCUUUUAUGCUUCUGUCAAAGGUCAGAGUAAUAGAGUUUCAUUUUGUCAGUCAGUCCAUUGCACCGAAAUUAUUUGUGCUUACCUUAUAAGAUCAGCUCCUUCAGUUUUAGUAGAAGAUUCUAACGCUUUGAAAGUAUUUUAGAGGGAUAGAUGUACAUAUUAUGAUAUGGGUCAUUCAUGUCAGAUGAUUUUUAACUUAGGCUGUUAUUGGAACUUCGAUAAUUUUGUCAGUACUAUAUGUUGGUAUGAGUUAUCCAUUUUGUGAAAUCAAGGGAAGGAGCUACUGUACACUCUACUUGCAGCUGGUUAACUAACUUCCAUUGUCAGCUAUCUGCAGAUUUUGCCAUUGCAGUACAGUACUUUAAGUGGUUUUCUUAAUUAGUUACAUCAUAAAUUAGCCCAAAAUUUAUGUAUAAAAAAUCUUAUAGAGUUUAGUUAAUCAUAACCAAUACAACAAAAUGAAAGAGGAUACUGAGAGAACUCAAAGGCAUAGCCCAAAAAUUAUGAGUGCAUGCUGAGCAUAACUUUAAAUGUUCCUACAGGGGAUGAUAUGGGUAACAGUAUAUGAAGUAGAAAAUGUUUGAGCAUGGAAUACAGGUAUUGACAAUGAACACCGUGGGUAAAUGUGCAGGUAAUUUGUUCCUGAGUGCUGGAGACCCUCAGUAUGUCACUGUGUGGGUGUACAGUGCCUGGGUCAGGAGAAAUAUCUUGUCAGAUAAUAUGAAGAUGAUGGUCAUUUGUUUCUCUUGGGAUUGUACUCACACCACUUUUAAUAACCCUACCAAUGCUAUAAGCCAAAAUUGUAGCUCAGAUUUUUUUGGACCAUGUUUUGCAUUGGCCAUAGAUAAUGGCACCUUCCCAUACAUAUUGUUCCCUGUACUGUCUUGCCUGGGUCUUCCCUCAGAGUCUCAGUACUGACUUAUCACCAUGGAAGAUGUGCUUGCUUCAACUUGGCACCCCCCAGGCCUCACCAUGCCUCCUGCACUGCCAAGAAAGAUAGCAAGGAAACUUAAAUACAGUAGACCCUUGCUAUUCGCGAAGGAUAGAUUCCAAGAAACAGCAUGAAUUGGCAAAACUGCAAAUAGGAACUUAUACUAACUAAGUGCAAUACUGUAUACCUAUACCAAACAACUGACCAGCCACGGCAACACUCAUCCCCUCUUUUAACUUAUCUAAUCAUAAAACUUUCUCUGUCUAAGUCAUCACUGACUUUUACAUUUCACCCCACUAGUACUGACACUAGAGGCCAUUUCACACAGAAACACUGAAGUUUUGAGAGUACAACACAAGAUGCUGUGCGAGGUGACUCGUGCUGCUGGAAAAGGCUUGCAAGCUAGUCACCUUAGCCACCAUCUGUUUACUGUGAAUCGUCGAAAUCGCGAAUGGCAAGGGUCUACUGUAUAAUUCUCUAAGGAAAGCAUUGAUGAAUGAGCUAAAUGAUGAAGUAGAAUUUGCAGAACAAAUGGGUACAUUAGUGAGAACUGAAAGUGUGGAAGUGAAUGAUGAAAAGAAAAAAAAGAGACAGCUUCAUUACAAAGAACUGAAGCGUGGGGAAAUAGUGUACAAGAAAAUUUUGUGUCAUAAGAUUUUUAUAACUUAUAGCUAAUUCAUGACUAGUGAAUACAAGUUGUGAGGAGGAAGUGUUUGUGAACCAGAGACCAACCUGGGUAUUGUGGGAGUAAAGGAACUUCCCUUUUCAUGUGAUACACCAUGAGUAAGAAUGGGAUACAGUAUAAACCUUCAUUGAUCAAAAAACUGUUAAGGUCAGUGACCAUCCCAUUAGUGUAGAUGAUGAUAUAUGACACAAUAAUGACCAGCUGCUCUGUGAAAACAAUUUUUUUUUUAGACUCAUAGUGUACCUGACCCCCUCCAUCAUUCCAUUUCCAGGUGUCAUGUGAAGUGCUGAGCAAUAUACAAUAAAAAAAACUGUCUGUAUUUGGGGGGGGGGGGCAGUGAAUUUAAAAAGAAGACUGCGACUCUUGCUUUCUGAGUAGGGUUGCUAAAAAUCCUUCGUCUAUUGUACCAUGUUGUCUAACACAAUUUUGUCAGGAUAUUUUUUGAUUGACUGUACAGUGUACAGUGGUCCCUCAGUUAACGAACACAAUUCGUUCCAGA
Molecule: messenger RNA, 3350 nt
Organism: Homarus americanus (American lobster)
Lineage: Eukaryota; Metazoa; Arthropoda; Malacostraca; Decapoda; Nephropidae
Product: tRNA:m(4)X modification enzyme TRM13 homolog
Exons: 6
Coding region: 416-1087 (223 amino acids)
Biological process (GO): tRNA methylation
Source: RefSeq, a predicted model, not a curated record